AUGUGUGAGUGUCCGUGCACGAGCAGUUGCCCGUGUCCAAACAACCCAAAACCUCCAUUUCACACAACCUCUUCAUGCUCCAUCAUGCUCCCCCCACCACUACCAACAAGCCACAGCCUCCCGACCACCGCCCGUCUUCGACGCUACACAUGCCGUCAACCUCAACGCUAA
Messenger RNA from Chondrus crispus (carragheen), 171 nucleotides. RefSeq lists its product as hypothetical. The transcript has a single exon. Lineage: Eukaryota; Rhodophyta; Florideophyceae; Gigartinales; Gigartinaceae. The record is from RefSeq and is a predicted model, not a curated record. The coding region runs from base 1 to 171 and encodes 56 amino acids.